This is a messenger RNA of Chanos chanos (milkfish), 1821 nucleotides long. RefSeq names its product ORC ubiquitin ligase 1 (gene obi1). The record is from RefSeq and is a predicted model, not a curated record. Gene Ontology annotation, molecular function: ubiquitin-protein transferase activity. Gene Ontology annotation, biological process: protein monoubiquitination; regulation of DNA replication. The coding region runs from base 1 to 1821 and encodes 606 amino acids. NCBI's taxonomy places the organism in Eukaryota, Metazoa, Chordata, Actinopteri, Gonorynchiformes, Chanidae. The transcript is spliced from 6 exons.
AUGGCACAAAGCUUUCAAAACGUGACCCUUUCCCUGACUUUGCCCAUAUCGUGCCAGAUUUGUCUUGGAAAGGUCCGGCAGCCGGUCAUUUGUUCUAACAACCACGUGUUUUGCGCCACUUGUAUUGAAGUUUGGCUGAAGCAGGCGAGCCAGUGUCCAACCUGUAGAGUUCCCAUUACUCCAGAAAACCCAUGCAAAGAAAUCAUAGGUGCCACAAAUGACGCGGAGUCAAAUGAAAGCCAUUUAGUCAAGAAGCGUCUCAGGAAAACCAGGGGGGAGCUGCUUCUGAGAGAGUAUGAGGAUGAAAUUGAAAUCCUUCUCAAAGAGAACGAGGACUUGAGAGGCAAAAACCUUAACCUCGAAACGCAACUUAAGACAGUCCUGGAUCCCAGCACCGUAUCGGUGUCCAACACUGAGGCCAAGGUCGUUGACCCGAGUACGCUAGAGGAGUGGGCCAAUAAGCUGAGAGCAGCCAAUGACCUCUACAAGAGGGUCAAACAGGAUAUGGAAAAGAUAAAAGAGGCUAACAAGACUCUGAGAGCCCAGAAUGUUGACCUCAUCCAGGAAAAUAUGCGCUUGAAAGCUGAGGUCGAGAACAGGUCUCCUCAAAAGUUUGGCAGGUACACAGUAGCAGCCUUGGAGGCAAAGAUUAAUCAGUAUGAGCGCGAUGUGACCCACCUGAAGAGGGCGCUAGAGCGCAGUGACAAAUACAUAGAGGAACUGGAGGCCCAGGUCCCUGUAAACCAGAGAGAGGCCUCUGGAUCCAAAGACGAUGCCCACUCAGAGAGCACCGCCGCUGGGGAGAGAGGAGCUGGCGGGACGGGUGUUGCAGAACGCAGCGCAAUCGUCACCAUGCGGAGGAGCCUAAGCGAGAUGGGGGAGACGUCCGUCCGCACAGACCUGGGCGGGAACCCCGAAGACGUCCCCUAUAAGCAAGGGCUCCUCCUCGCGACGACCUCUGACCCGUGCCGCGGGAGGUGCUUUCAGAACGAGGCCGUGACUCCUCGAAAAGGACAAGCGGGGGUCGGAGACGUUGGGAUGAAAGAAUCCGGCCGUGGCUCCCUCAGUCCCUCCACCCCCUCCUCGGCACUCAGCUGCCUGAGUCUGAAGAGCCCCGUUGUCGUUCUUGAACGAAAGGCUGAUUUCAAACCCCUCACCUAUCUAAGAAGGCUCAAUUUUGAAGAUUGCUGCGGCUCGGACAGUUCCAGUGCCUCGGUGUCGGGGCACCAGAGCUCAAACGCCAGGGGUGGCACUUCACUCAGUCAGAGGUCCAAGGUCACUCCUCAGAAAGACGUCUUAUGGGGGGGCUGGGAAGACCCCGGGCCCUCGGAACCGUCCCACCAGAGACGAAACGAGAGAACGCCAACAGCUGGGACGUCAUCGUCAGAAGGUCACGAAGGGAGGGUAACCGACGCCUUCAGGGCAUCCAGCGAGGAAUCCAUGGACGCCGCGUACCUGGACAAGAUCUCUGAGCUCGACUCGAUGAUUUCGGAAGGGGAGGGCUCCAAUGGUCAAAAAUCUCACCUUUCCCUUAUGUUGCCCGGAUCUUCGGACUUCGGCUCAGUACCAGAGCCGGAGGCUCACGCUGGUGUCAUGACUGAUUUGAGCUCUGGAAGCAGUCACCAGGGUCUGAUUCAGAGUCACGAGAGCAGCGAGAGGAUGAGUAAUGACGCCAUUGCUGGAUCUGCUGAGGGUAUGACACUCAUUGGGACAUGUGGAAAAGACAGAGGCACGGUGGAAAAUCCACGUCAGUCCACCAAACGGAGGUGUCACAGUGCCCUAAGCAUCUCCAGUCCUUCCAAACUGUUCAAACCUACGUGA